Molecule: messenger RNA, 2207 nt
Organism: Austrofundulus limnaeus
Lineage: Eukaryota; Metazoa; Chordata; Actinopteri; Cyprinodontiformes; Rivulidae
Product: gamma-aminobutyric acid receptor subunit rho-1
Biological process (GO): monoatomic ion transmembrane transport
Cellular component (GO): membrane
Molecular function (GO): extracellular ligand-gated monoatomic ion channel activity; transmembrane signaling receptor activity
Source: RefSeq, a predicted model, not a curated record
AUGCGUACACAGAUGAUGACCUGAUGCUCUACUGGAAAAAGGGAAACGAGUCGCUCAACACGGACGACAGAAUCUCCCUGUCCCAGUUCCUGAUCCAAAAAUUUCACACCACCACAAAGCUGGCUUUUUACAGUAGCACAGGCUGGUACAAUCGUUUGUACAUCCACUUCACCCUGCGACGCCACAUCUUCUUCUUCCUGCUGCAAACUUAUUUCCCAGCUACUCUCAUGGUCAUGCUSUCCUGGGUGUCSUUUUGGAUCGACCGCAGGGCCGUGCCCGCCAGGGUACCACUAGGCAUCACCACAGUGCUGACCAUGUCCACCAUCAUCACCGGGGUCAAUGCCUCCAUGCCCCGGGUGUCCUACAUUAAAGCGGUGGACAUUUAUCUCUGGGUCAGUUUUGUUUUUGUCUUCCUGUCAGUGAUAGAGUACGCUGCAGUGAACUACCUCUCAACCGUGCAGGAGAGGAAAGAGAGGAAGCUGCGGGAGCGACUGCCGUGCACGUGUGGCAUUGGCAACCCCGAUGAGAUGAUGAUCGACCCACAGAUCACCGGGUACGGGUCCAUGGACAUCAACACCACAGGAAACUACGGGAUGCCAGAGAACGGCGGCCGCCAGGAACGGAUUCUGGCCCAGGUGGCGCUGAACGACCCGCAGAUCACAGGCCAGGUGAAGGCAUCCAGAGGUUACGUGAACAUCUGGAUUGACACCCAUGCCAUAGACAAAUACUCGAGGGUCGUCUUUCCCGGAGCGUACAUUCUCUUUAACAUCAUCUACUGGUCCAUAUACUCGUAAACUGGGAUGUGUUCGAACACAGAGAGCAGUGCGUGAUGGGACAACUGCUCGGCUCAGUAGCUCACGAGCUAAAAAGGACGACUGAACUGCAUUUGCUUUUCAAAUGAAACUGCUCAUUAGAUGCAUGAGCAUCAUUUCCAGAUGGGUAACAUUUGCCUUCAUGACCCAGCCUCUUAAAACUGAUGAGUUUGAAAAUGAAGUACUGACAAUCAGGACGGUGGUUUCAGCGUUUUAAUCAAUCCGUCAAACCUGUGUGAUCUCCUGCAUUCGAACUUUCGAUGGAUCGCUGCGACAUGAGGGUUCUGUGUGCGUCGACGUUCACAAAAAUGAACUUUAAACGCAGCUGAGAAUGCAGCGAUUUAGAUUUUCAACAAAAAAUAUGAACUGAAAACACGCUUGUUAUUACAUCCAGUGCACAGACACGUCCUGUCUGCAUAUGAACUAUAUAUGACAAUCAACGACAAACAUUUUAGGGAAUAGUUUGACAUUUUGUUCAAAUAAAUUUGGCUUGCUUUCUGGUGAGGAGAAUUAAUGUCGGGGACAAYAAGUUAGCAGCUUCAUUCAAGGUUGAAGAAAAUCCAGCUUUUUACAAAAACAAACGCAAAAGUCCAGUGUUUGAAAAGGUGAUGUGCUCAACUAUUUCUUUGGUAUUUCAAGACGAAGAUUAACUUUAAGAAUGCUGCUGAUUUCUUAGCAACUGCUCAACCCAGGUAGGAAAUAGUUUUUUUUUUUGUUUUUUUUUUUUUGCUGUAUCAAACAAAUAAGCAUGGUAAUUUACCAGUUUUCAACUUGCACAUGGACAGGUUUUCAUACCUAAGAAUAAAACAAGGCUAAUUAUUCCCUCUGUUUCUAGUUUCUGUGCUCAGCUGGAGCUUUUUUUAUUUAAUUUUACAGACCAUGCAUUCAAUACAAAGAAAAAUCAAUGUAGCCAUCAUGGUGUCCUGUUAGUUUUGGGCAAACGUGAAAGUUUAACUGCCAGUGUGUGAAGCAUUCUUGCAAAGGCUGAUACAUCAGGGAAGCUGAAAACAUUUUUGGUACAAACCUUGAUUUAGAAACAAUGACAGAUUUGACAAAGGGAAAAAAAUGUUGGUCAAAUAUUCAAAAUGUGGUACCAAUGUUCUAUCUAUUGAUAAACAGUAAACCGAAAAAAAAAAAGAUUUUUCUCACAAAUCUUGCAUGUUGUCUAGAUAAAUUGCUUCCAAAUACUUUCUACAACCUCAAUUUUGAAAAAGGUGAGUYGUUGUGUAAAAAGAAAUUAUUUGCAAAUCUCAAAUCCAUAUUGUAUUUACAGUGAAACUUAGAAAAUAUAUCAAACUAAAGAACUAUCAAUAAAAAAGUUAGUUUGACAGGACUGUAUUUACUCUGUGCUUCCCUUCUUUUUGAACUACYGUCAAUAAACAUCUAAAAACUAAA